Arachis stenosperma is the source of this 2405-nucleotide messenger RNA. Its product is annotated as probable sulfate transporter 4.2. Gene Ontology annotation, cellular component: membrane. Gene Ontology annotation, biological process: transmembrane transport. The transcript is spliced from 17 exons. Bases 141 to 2294 code for a protein of 717 amino acids. Lineage: Eukaryota; Viridiplantae; Streptophyta; Magnoliopsida; Fabales; Fabaceae. The record is from RefSeq and is a predicted model, not a curated record. Gene Ontology annotation, molecular function: secondary active sulfate transmembrane transporter activity.
CACUACCUAUGCCUAUGCGCCACAACCACUAGUUAGUUAUACUUUCAAACUUUCAACUUCGAAACUCAUUCCCACGCGCCACACGCGCCACGCACGCGCAUGCUCUGAAAUACCAUCACCGAAAUGCGCCGGCGCUGCGCAUGGAGAUAACCUACGCAUCCCCCAGCUUCGCCGACCUCUCUUCAGCCUCCAUGACGUCGCCGGCGACCAACACUACCUCCGCUGCCGCCGGAACAGCCACAUCCCGUCCGGUCAGGAUCAUCCCCCUUCAGCACCCGAACAUUACGAGGACGUCUUCUUCUUCGUCUUCCUCGUCGCCGCCGCCGUUUCCGUUCUCUCGGUGGGCGAUGAAGCUCCGGCGAAUGACGUGGAUCGAGUGGAUCGAGUUCUUCCUACCUUGCAUGCGAUGGAUUCGCACUUACAAAUGGCGCGAGUACUUCCAGACCGAUCUCAUGGCCGGCAUCACCGUCGGCGUCAUGCUCGUUCCUCAGUCGAUGUCUUAUGCAAAAUUAGCAGGACUGCAACCGAUAUAUGGACUUUACUCUGGAUUUGUUCCCCUAUUAGUGUAUGGGCUAUUUGGUUCUUCUCGCCAGCUUGCAGUUGGUCCAGUCGCAUUGGUUUCUCUCUUAUGCUCCAAUGUGCUAAGUAGCAUAGCUGACCCAUCCAGUGAAUUAUACACCGAACUGGCAAUACUAUUGGCUCUUAUGGUUGGGAUAAUGGAGUGCAUAAUGGGAAUCUUGAGGCUGGGGUGGUUGAUUCGUUUCAUUAGCCAUUCAGUGAUAUCUGGGUUUACAACUUCUUCAGCUAUCAUCAUUGGUUUAUCUCAAGCAAAAUACUUCUUGGGAUACGAUGUAGUCAAUAGUAGCAAAAUCAUACCACUGGUUGAGAGUAUAAUAGCUGGAGCACAUAAGUUUAAAUGGCAGCCUUUUGUGAUGGGGUCAAUUAUGCUUGCAAUACUACUUACCAUGAAACACCUGGGAAAAUCAAGGAAGCAGCUAAGAUUUUUAAGAGCCGCAGGUCCCCUCACUGCAGUAGUUCUGGGAACUAUCUUUGCGAAAAUAUUUCAUCCAUCAUCAAUUUCUCUGGUGGGAGAUAUACCUCAGGGCCUUCCGACAUUUUCUGUUCCUAAAGCUUUCGGGUAUGCAGAAUCUUUAAUUCCAACUGCUGCUCUUAUAACUGGUGUGGCGAUAUUGGAAUCUGUGGGUAUUGCCAAGGCAUUAGCAGCUAAAAAUGGGUACGAGUUGGACUCAAAUCAAGAGUUGGUUGGGCUUGGUGUUUCGAAUGUUCUUGGCUCAUUCUUUUCAGCAUACCCUACUACAGGUUCAUUUUCAAGGUCAGCUGUUAACAAUGAAAGCGGUGCCAAAUCUGGAGUAUCUGGGAUUGUUUCUGGAAUUAUAGUGACCUGUGCACUUUUGUUCUUUACUCCAUUGUUUGAGUACAUACCUCAGUGUGGUCUUGCUGCUAUUGUUGUCUCUGCUGUGAUAGGUCUGGUAGAUUAUGAUGAGGCCAUCUUUUUGUGGCGUGUAGAUAAAAAGGAUUUUCUUCUUUGGACCAUUACUAGCAUUACAACGUUGUUCUUUGGUAUUGAAGUUGGUGUACUUGUUGGGGUUGGUGUCUCACUUGCCUUUGUCAUUCAUGAGUCAGCAAAUCCACAUAUUGCUGUUUUGGGUCGUUUGCCAGGGACAACUGUUUAUAGAAAUGUUAAACAGUAUCCUGAAGCAUAUACAUACAACGGAAUUGUAAUAGUUCGUAUUGAUGCUCCUAUUUAUUUUGCAAACACAAGUUAUAUAAAGGACAGGUUGCGGGAAUAUGAAAUCGAUUUUGUUAAUUCUACAAGCCGCUGCCCCGAGGUUGAAAGAAUUUACUUUGUGAUUCUAGAGAUGGCACCUGUGACCUAUAUAGACUCUAGUGCUGUUCAGGCUCUGAAAGACUUGUAUCAGGAGUACAAAUUACGGGGCAUCCAGAUUGCAAUAUCAAAUCCAAGCCCAGAGGUUCUUCUUACCUUGUCUAGGUCUGGGGUGGUGGAUCUGAUCGGCAAAGAGUGGUACUUUGUGAGGGUACAUGAUGCUGUUCAAGUUUGCUUGCAGCGUGUUCAAAACCUUAAAGGAGUAUCCAACGGUUCAUCAAGAGCACCCACUCUUUCAGAAGACAAACCAAGCUUGCUUGAGCGAUUACUAAAACAGAGAGGAGAAAACUUGUCAAUUACCGACUUGGAGUCUGGUAAUGGCAGACCUCCACCCUCCAAUAAUGACAAAGCUUCCCAUUUGGAACCGUUGUUACCAAAACAACAGUGAAGUUUUCUUUCUAGGUUUAGUGUAAAAAAAAUGUAUUUGCCAUUAUUUUGAAUUGUAUGAUUGUUGUAAAAUGUACUGAAUAAACUUUCAAGCAAUAAUUUUUUUGUGAAA